This is a messenger RNA of Neurospora tetraspora, 1005 nucleotides long. RefSeq lists its product as uncharacterized. The coding region runs from base 1 to 1005 and encodes 334 amino acids. The transcript has a single exon. The record is from RefSeq and is a predicted model, not a curated record. NCBI's taxonomy places the organism in Eukaryota, Fungi, Ascomycota, Sordariomycetes, Sordariales, Sordariaceae.
AUGGAUCCAGCGCAUGAUAUCACCCAGAAAAUGGAGGGCCUAACCAUCAAGCCAAAAGUCCGAGCCAUUACUCCUUACACCACCAACACCACCAUGGAGUCAACCCACCGAAUUACCCAAGAGAUGGAGGAUAUGAUCCUCAAUCCCAAAGCCCGGGUCGUCACGCCGUUUACGGCUACCACAUCUUCGCACACUCAAAGUGUCGCCAGCCAACAACAACCCCAAUCUUCACCCCCUGCCCCCUUCAUCUUCGCAGCAGGCAACCCAACAGGCGGUUACGCCUACGCCACCAGCCCAACAGGCCUCACUUUCUCGAACCCCAAUGCCGGAAGCAGCAGCGUCGCAGCUCCAAGCAACCACCAGUCCCAGUCCCAAGACUUCGACAUAAAUCACCUCCUCAACUGCGACGACCCCAUCGGGUUUUACAAAUUCAGCCUAUACCACUCCAGCCAGCACCACUCCCCUUCUCACUCCCACUCCCACUCCCACGCCGUCAGUCACUCAGCCAGCAACCGCAUCACCAAAUCCCGCUCUGCUCCCUCCUUACGCAAGCGCUUCCACCAGGCUCGCCAGCCGGCAGGAAUCAUGACUCCCACCAUGGGCACCACAGUGCACAAAACAAUGAUCGAAAAGGUUCCCGGCACCACCAAAGUCAUCUACACCACAACAGCGGAGAAAGAGGCAAAGGAGGAGGAGACGGACAGGAUGACGAUGGCCUUUUUCGGGCAUUGUCUUCGGCGUACCAAAGAGAGAGUGGCUGCGGGAAAAGCUGCUGAAGCCGCGCGUCAGGCGCAGAAGCAGUCUGAGUCGGGAAUGGGAGCUUGUGGAGAGGCUUGGAUGCCGAGGGCGAAGAUUAGUCGUACUUAUGUCAAUGGGGAGGGUGAUGUUGUGGAAGAAAGUUGGGAGAAGACGACUUUUCCGAAAUGGUCGUGGGAGGAGGCAAGUGAUGAUGGGGUAGAUGCUGUGGAGGAGGAAGUUUGGGAGAAAGAUGAGAUGAUGGAGUAA